GCUUUAUAUGUGACAUAAUUUUCAGGGUGUAUAAUCUUUCCUCAUCUGGUUCUAGCGACUCCUUGGUUUCUGAAAUGAUUUUAAAGCCAGAGAGUCCAGAGACCAAAGCAUUUGUUAUUAAGGAAACCGGAGUAACAUCAGUUUCUAAACCUGCAUUUCAAGCAUUCAAGCUUCUAUCUGAAAAUCCUGCAGCUCAGUCUGUGGUUGCAUCAAUUGCUUCUGAUCCAAAUGUGUGGCUUGCUGUCAUGGAAAAUCCAGAUCUCAAAGAGUAUCUUUAUUCUCAAAAGAGCACUGCUUCCGAUUCAGUGUUGGAGAAGGAAUGUGUUAGUGAGGUCAAGUUUCAGGACAAUGAAGCUCAUGAGAGUGUCAAUGAUAGGGCAAAAUCGGGAGAUGGGUUAUUUCACAACAUAAAGACUCGAGUGGUAGACAUGUUAAGUGGCUUAUCAGGGUAUUUUCAGAACAUAUUCGGAGGAGGAGAAGAGACAAAUGCAGAUGUUGAAGAUAGUGCUAAAACUAAAACAAGCUUUAUGGAGAAUCCAUUGGGUGCAUCAUUUAUGGGUUUGGCGGUUAUGGUUAUUCUGGUUGUGGUUCUAAAGCGUCCAUAAGGUUCGGUUCAUUAGUUCCACUUAUAAAUUUGUCGAAACUGCAAGGUGUUGUGUUCUUGUUUGGUGUAUGGAAGACUUGUUUGAUUCGUGUUUGUUUAGUUUAUAUAUUUGUAUUGUGUUGCUACAAUAUGAGUAAAUCUUUCAGUAUUCUCAAUACUGGUCAUU
Impatiens glandulifera is the source of this 770-nucleotide messenger RNA. RefSeq lists its product as uncharacterized. The record is from RefSeq and is a predicted model, not a curated record. The coding region runs from base 75 to 605 and encodes 176 amino acids. The transcript has 3 exons. Lineage: Eukaryota; Viridiplantae; Streptophyta; Magnoliopsida; Ericales; Balsaminaceae.